Molecule: messenger RNA, 1832 nt
Organism: Rotaria socialis
Lineage: Eukaryota; Metazoa; Rotifera; Eurotatoria; Philodinida; Philodinidae
Source: the annotation of a GenBank genome assembly
AUGCUCUACAGAACAAGGCCAACACAGCACAGAAACGAUUGAAAUGAUGGAUGAUAAGCGGCCUGUUAUUUUAUUGCAUGUUGUAUCAACAUAAUUGAUUUUUGAUUUUUGAUAAAGAUCCUGUGAAGUUCAAAUAGAUUUAUCCAGCAAUAAGAGCGUUGAGAUAUUCUUGUUGAGAAUUUAAAUUUCAAAUGCUUUUAAUCAAUGAACUUAAACAAUACAGUGAUACACAAUUUGAGACAUCAGCUAAAUAAGGUAUUAUAAAAGGUUUUAACUCUUUAGUAAAAAUAUAACUCUGUAGUGAACACGAACAAAACUUCUUGUUAUACUGUUCACUGAGUUGGAGCCAUGUUGUUUUUUAAAAUAGCAUUCUCCAUUUCAAUACCCAUAAGUCUUUUUCUAUUUGUAAGUAUUUUUUUCAAUAUCGUCUCUAAUUCUCGCUUUGUCUGAUAUGUGAUCAUUACUGAAAAAUAAUUUGAAUAUAAACAUAAAAUCUUACACUUAGAAAACUAUAAACUGGCAGAUAUACUGCUACUUCUGAUCAUAUAAUUAUUUGAUUUUACAGGCAAUUCUGCAAUGAAAUUCCGGUGACUGAUGAUACUCCAUUCUACAUUGUCAAUCUAUCUCACUAUGCCCGCCAGUAUCUCCAGUGGCUUCACUUUUUAGGUCGAAUACAUCCAUUCUACGCUGUCAAAUGUAAUCCGAACGGAUUCAUCGUUCGAAUUAUAGCUGAAAUGGGCGGUGGUUUUGAUUGUGCUUCAGUCGAAGAACUCGAUCUCGUGCGUGCAACAUGUGGCGUCGAUUUUGACUAUGCAGCACGUAUCAUUUUUGCCCAUCCGUGCAAGAGUGUCUCUCAUAUAAAACAAUUUCGCGAGGCGGGUGUGCGGAUGACAGUGGUGGAUAACGAAGAUGAGCUCAAAAAAUUAAAGGAACAUUGGCCUGAAGCGAAAGUUCUUCUUCGUCUCAAACCCGACGAUAAAGGUUCUCUCAGUCCUUUCUCAACGAAAUUCGGCGCCAACGAACUUGAAUGCAUUACUCUACUGCGAAUGGCUCGUCUAUUAGGCGUUCAACUCGUUGGCUGCUCGUUUCACGUCGGAAGUAGAUGCCUUGAUGCACAAAUCUAUACGCAAUCUCUUCGGCUAGCUCGACGUCUUUUUGAUAUUGCUGGUCGGGAUGAAUUUGGUUUUGACUUCAAGGUAUUGGAUAUCGGUGGCGGUUUUUCAGGUCACAACUGGGACAAACCGAGCUUUCCUGAAGUGGCCAAGUUGAUCAACAAGACGUUGGACAAGCUGUUUCCUGAAUCGGAAGGUAUCACUCUUAUGUCAGAGCCUGGCCGUUAUUUUGCAUCUGGUGGCAUGACAUUGGUUGUUCGAAUCAUUGCUCGUCGUAUUCACAAUCAGAAUUACAAAUCUCAAGAAGAAAUAAUUAAACUCGAACGUUCAUUCUCUUUGCCAACAAAUUCACUAGUACAAGCAGCCAAUACUGAUCAAAGUGCAAUGUCUGAACAGGUGCUCAUUGAAUGUGCCGAAAAUAUAUACUAUAUCAACGAUGGUAUCUAUGGAACGUUCAAUGCUAUCAUUUUCGACCAUAAAGUAUUCACUGUCCACUAUCUCAAAAUAGGAGAACAAGAAAGCAAUCCUGAGCAGUAUAAAUCGGUGAUUUUUGGACCAACGUGCGACUCUAUUGAUUGUAUUGCUCAUUCAAUUGAUCUACCGUUGUUGGAAAUCGGUGAUGUGCUGUGGUUUCCAGAUGCAGGCGCAUAUACCAGUGCGUGUGCAUCAGAUUUUAAUGGGUUCAAAACGAAAAAAUGCAUGUUUAUUUGGAAGGGUUAG